Molecule: messenger RNA, 1453 nt
Organism: Gryllus bimaculatus (two-spotted cricket)
Lineage: Eukaryota; Metazoa; Arthropoda; Insecta; Orthoptera; Gryllidae
Source: the annotation of a GenBank genome assembly
CGGCCCUCCGGCGCCCCACCCAAGUUCCUCCCCCCCGCCGCGGCGCUGGUUGGGAUUUCAUCGUCCUGCUUGACGCCUCUGCGCUUUUUCGUCGAUAUAGUUUAACUUGGUUUAGAUUUUUCCUUCUCCAGUUUCUCCAUUUCUUUCUGUCCUCGUUUUCUUGCCACUUUGGCUCCAAUUUUUAACUGCGUUUCCUCAUUCUAUUUUCACUGAAAUCAUCUUGUUGACCCUCAUGUGUGAUUUAGAAUUUUCUUAGAUCCUUAGAAUUUCUUACCUUCUCUUUCAAAUUUUUGUAAUCCACCUUGGUCUCAUGUGUGUAUUUUCUUAAAUUUUCAAGUUAUUUGAUAUAUUUAUUUUCGAUUUAUUCUGUUUUUUUUUUCUUCUCGUUCUUCAGAUACCACCUUACCUGUGCCGUACUAUUUAGGCUUGCUGGCCUUGGAUCAUAUCGCCAAACUCUCCACAGCUCUGCUCCUCGUCUUCCUCGGCCGCCCCCUCCUGGCGCGGCGGCGCGAGGUAUAAAGAGGCGGGUGACGGCGGCGUCCGCGAGCCUCUCCACUCACUCACGGAGCAGGACACUCGCUCUCGCUGGCGAUGACUCGAGCGGCGACCGCGUUGGCGCUGGCGCUGGCGCUGGCGGCGGUGGCUUUGAGGCUGGCGGCCGCCCAGGACGCCGUCGCAGCUGCAUACGGAAAAAAAUAUGGUUACGGCGGCUAUGGUGGCUACGACGGUUAUGGCGGAGGCUACGGAGGCUACGGAGGCUACGGCGGCCACGGCGGCGGCUACGGCUACGGCGGGAGCUAUGGCGGCGGUUACAGCGGCGGCUACGGCUACAAGCACUACGGGUAUGGCGACUACGAUCGUUACGGGGGCCCUGGUGGGUAUGGUGGUGGCGGGGGCUACUAUCCUAACGGUGGCUACGGCGGAUACGGAGGCUACGGGCAAGGCGGGUUCGGGGGAGGGUCGCACUCGCACAGCCAGUCGUCCAGCGUGAGCUUCGGAGCCAACUUCGGAGGCGUCGGAGGCAGCUUCUCGGCCAGUCAAGCCAGCUCCGGAGCGGCCAGCUACGGGUGAGUGACGCGUCCUGUGCGCCGCUCCACAGCGCCAGCGCGCACCUGAGCCAAGCUGCACACUUCGCCGGCGCUAAGCCGUUCCCUUGCAUUCCACCUAAACUGUACGCAUUGUCUUGAGCUUAGCGACACAAUACUAUAACGCCUGCGCUCCGUCGCACACCUUCCAUUCCAGCCAAGCCGGCCUCUGUCUUCAAUCGUAUUUGACUUGAGCUGAGCUGUCCUGGUAUACUACAUUCUUUGAGCUGAACGCUCUCUGAUUUCUUCAUACCCAUCUGAGUUGUAUACUUUGACUCGAGCUGCGUCUUCUGCGGUCUUCUCAUGUUUAUGUUCGAACUUUGCUGAAUGUCGACUGCUUCGCUUCAGUUGCUGAAUUGAGCUGUGCA